UCAUUACGUAACCACACUAUCUUGUUUGUCUAUUCUCUCGUACUUGAAAGAAAUCUUGAGCGAACAUGAAAUAGUCUGUUAUGAAAACAGUCGACAAGCAUUAUUGGUGACAUUUAGUAAUUAAAUCUAGUGUUUAAUUUCCAUGAACGAUGGUGUGGGUGAAAGAAUCCGAAUCUCGGAGAUUUGCCCGUGAUUGCAUGACCAGCGUGGGAUGCGAAGAAAAGGUAGCGGAAAUGGUCUCAAAUCUUCUGAUCACGGCAGAUGUCAAGGGUCAUAAAAGCCAUGGACUCAACAGGGUCCUUAUAUACAUGAAAGAGGUUCAGUCCGGCUUCACCAAAGCCAACGGACAACCGAAGAUCCUACAGGAAACUGUAUCCACUGCUUGGGUGGACGGUGAUUCAUCUCUAGGUGUCGUGGUUGGAGAGUUUGCUAUGAACCUGGCCAUCAAAAAGGCCAAGGCCACGGGCAUCGGUUGGGUGAGUGCCAAGCGCUCGAACCACUUUGGCGUUGCCUCCCAUUAUUCUGAGAUGGCCAUGAAGGAGCGCCUCCUAGGAAUGGCCUUCACCAACUCUCAUCCUCUUAUGGUCCCAACUCGGGCCAAGGAACCAACUUUGGGCUCCAAUCCCAUUGCUUGUGCAGCCCCAGGUUCCGGGGAGGAUUCCUUUUCUCUGGACAUGGCCACCACGUGCAAGGCUGCGGGUAAAAUUGAGCUCUUUCGUCGCCAGGGUAAAUCUAUUCCUGAAGGGUGGGCGGUGGAUAGCGAUGGAAAAUCGACAACUGAUCCAGAAGAGGCUGUCCGUGGCCAACCCAAACUAAUGCCAUUGGGCGGGGUCGAGGACAAUUCGGGUUACAAAGGAUUCGGUCUCGGAAUGAUGGUGGAUAUAUUUUGCGGGGUCCUCUCUGGCUCUGGCUACGGCCCGUUCAUGGCCAAAUGGAUGCCUCUAACGAACAUCUCUUACACGGACGAGAAGAACUUUGGACAAUGCUUCAUGGCUUUGGAUCCUAGUUGUUUCGCUCCGGGUUUUGAAGAUCGUUUGCAAGCAUUAUUAGACCACAUCCGUCAGAUGGAGUCCAUAGAUCCAGACCUACCAGUCAAGGUUCCCGGGGAUUUAGAGCGCGAAUCUACCCAACGAAUCCGGUCUGGCAAUGGAGCCAUCGAUUACCCAGAGCAACUCAUUACCUCCAUGAGAGAGAUGGCUCUGAAAAGCGGCAUCACUCCAAUGGAGCCCAUUAAAUCCUCGUGAGGGCAAUUCAUAUGGAUUUAUUCCAAUCGAUAAAACAAAUAAAGGUGGCUUUAACAAUGAAAAAUAUGAAAAGAGUCUCUUCUUGUGGGUCGAUGUUCACUACU
Messenger RNA from Tigriopus californicus, 1348 nucleotides. RefSeq lists its product as uncharacterized. NCBI's taxonomy places the organism in Eukaryota, Metazoa, Arthropoda, Copepoda, Harpacticoida, Harpacticidae. Gene Ontology annotation, molecular function: oxidoreductase activity. The record is from RefSeq and is a predicted model, not a curated record. The transcript is spliced from 7 exons. The coding region runs from base 150 to 1244 and encodes 364 amino acids.